UGGCACUUCUUUCAGUCACGCGAGAAAAAAAUCCGAAUUUGUGAUUAAAAAUUCUGUUGUUAAAACUUAUUGUUUAAACUUUAAAGUCUUGUUGUGUUGUUUAUAAAGUGUUUGAGUGUGUAUUUGUGUACUUUGGCUGUGUAGUUGGCUUGUUAUAAGCGAAAAAAUGCAGCAUUUUUUCUGUUCUACAUAAUGUGUUGAUAAAAAAACAACGAUUUUUUGUGACUGCCCAUCACAGAUAACACCAAAAUGAAUCAAAACAUGGUUGAAAUGGAUCCGCUCAGUUCAUACGAAUACCCAGGCUACGAUACGUACAACCCUGCUCCAAUUAUUACCCCAAAUUUAAUUCCCCCUAACAUUAUCCCCCCUAAUAUUAUCCCACCCUACAACUAUGACGUCAAAAUGGAACCUCCACCGAUGACAAACCAUGAAUUCUUCAACAACUUCCUUCAAAAUGUCACCGAAAGCAACGUAAACCAAGAGAAAGUACAUACAAACCUCAACGAAGAACCAAAUAGAAAUAACUUUAGUAAUAACGUAGCACAAAAUAAUACAGAUAAUGACGUAAAACCUGAUAUUAAGAAAACGAUUAAAAAGGAAAAAUUAAAAGGGAAACGCAGCAGUUAUUGGUCUGAGAAAAUUACAGAUGACAAUUUCCAGUUUUACGGUUGUGCUAUAUGCAAUAUAAGUUACCCAUCGUUAGGUGAGCUAGACCAACACGUUACUAUACACAAAGAUAGAUUAACUAGCUACGAUUUAAAAAUUAAGAACUUAAUGAAGAGAAAAAAGUUAAAAAAAGAACAAAAAAAGCUAAAGAAACUCAAAGGAAAGGUAAAAAAGGAAGACAAAGAUUUUGAAAUACCGGAAAUUAAGCCAGAAGAAGGAUAUAUAGGUAACGAAAAGGCAACGGAGUAUAACGGGGAUAGUUCAAAUCAGAACAACGAAAACCAACCAUCAAAUAGUACGGAUGAUAAAAAAGAUGUGAAAUUGACGACUAACGAAGAUUCAAAUGCAACGGACAAGAAUUUGGAGAAGAUAUACAAAUGUUUCGCGUGUCAAAAACAGUUCACGCUUAGUUAUUAUUUGAAACUUCACGUGAGAUCACAUACAGAUGAAAAACCAUACACCUGCUCAGUUUGCGGACAGUCGUUUAUAACCGCAAGCAAACUUGGGAGGCACAACAAGAGAAUUCAUCUGUCUGUCAGAUACCAAUGCAGGAUAUGUUAUAGGUUCUUCAAUAGAUUUGAAAAUUUGACCGUGCACUUCGAUAAGAAACACCCGGAUGACAAAUUGGAAGGAGAACCGUAUGACUUCAACGCAAUCCUACCAUAUCUGAAAGAGCUAGAAGAACAACUGAGAGAGAAGGCAGAGGCAGAAGCCGAAGCGAAACCCAAGUCCGAGGACAUGUGGGGAGACGUGUUUGAACACAACCAGACAACGGAUAGUGGUCCCAGCGUACUGCCUAAGGACGAAGACACCAAACACUUCGACCCUCCCCCUCCCAUCGACGUCCAGAUCGAAGAAGUCAAAGUGGACCCUCCAGACGUCGACAUCGACGUCGACAUCAAGCGCGAGUGUGACGACGACGCGCCGGCCGACGACGACAGCGUCAAGGACGAGAGGUUUUCUGGACCCUAUAUCGAAGAAGUGAAAGUGGACCCUCCAGACGUCGACAUCGACGUCGACAUCAAGCGCGAGUGCGACGACGACGCGCCGGCCGACGACGACAGCGUCAAGGACGAAAGAUUUGAAAAUUUGACUGUGCAUUUUGAUAAGAAACAUCCGGAUGAUAAAUUGGAAGGAGAACCGUAUGACUUCAACGCAAUCCUACCCUAUCUAAAAGAGCUAGAAGAACAACUGAGAGAGAAGGCAGAGGCAGAGGCCGAAGCGAAACCGAAGUCCGAGGACAUGUGGGGAGACGUGUGCGAACACAGCCAGCCUGCAGAUAGUGGGCCCAGCGUACUGCCUAAGGACGAAGACACCAAGCAUUUCGACCCUCCCCCUCCCAUCGACGUCCUGAUCGAAGAGGUCAAAGUGGACCCUCCAGACGUCGACAUCGACGUCGACAUCAAGCGCGAGUGUGACGACGACGCGCCGGCCGACGACGACAGCGUCAAGGACGAGAGAUAUUCCGACGACGAUUACUUCCCAUCCAACACAUGGGCAGCCUCUCCCAAGAUAGAGGAAGUUCCUCCCCCCUCCCCGACCCGCCACAAAAGGACAAAAGGCGACGGCCCCCUCAAAUGUGACGUGUGUUCUAAGAGCAUUAGCACAGUGUCCUAUAUGAGGGUGCAUAUGCGGACCCAUACUGGAGAAAGGCCUUUUAAGUGUUAUGUGUGUGGGAGGGGCUUUAUCACGUCGAGCAAGAUGCAUAGACACGUGCUGACUCAUCAGGAGACUUGGGAGGGUGACGAAGCUCCAGUGAAAUUAGAAGAUGUAAAGCCAGACAUGGAAGAAACGGGUAAAGAUGGGAAAUUGGAUAAAAAAAGUCUAAUAAAGAAGGCCAAAGCGAAAUUCAACAAGAAGCAAGGUCCGGGCGAAAAGCAGAAGAAGUAUAAGAAACGGCCGCACGCGUGCGAGUUCUGUCAUAAACGGUUCCUGCAUUUGGAGACUUUGCAGGUCCACAAAAAAUGCCACGACGGUGAGGAUCUAGUAAUGAAAUGCAACUUCUGCCUGGAGACGAUGCCUGAUGAACCGACGCUCCGGGAGCACGAAGCCACACACAGCGGACCGAGGCCCUACCUAUGCACGAUAUGCGGCAAGGGAUACAAGAAGAAAGAGACCAUGGUGUACCACCGCAAGCACCAUAAGCCAGACAAGGAUUACAUCUGCAACGUGUGCUCCAAGUCCUUCAACGCGCCGUGCAAGUUGCAACGACAUAUCGUCAGCCAUAGAGCUGACAAAUUCGUGCUUAGGUACGAAUGUCCAGUUUGCGCUCACAUGUUCAACACGAAAUACCACGUCCAAAUGCAUCUGGCGACGCACCAGAAAGAGGGGCUCAUAAUGGAAGAAAACCGCAACGAAAUCCUAGCAAUGGUGCUCCAAAACGCUCGAAAAAUACCCAAGCAAACAGACGGUAGUGCAAAUCUAACGGAUCUGAUACCUUCAGACGAGCGAUCGCGCGUUUGCAACAUUUGUGGCGAAGUUUUUCAACAUUUCUAUUAUUUAGAAGAACAUCUGAAAGGCCACGGCUCUAGAAUAGCUUUAGAAGAUAUAACCAAACCUGAAGAGAAAAAACAUGUCUGCCAAGUAUGUAAUAAGAGUUUUAAACUGCAUUAUUAUUUGAAAUUGCACAGUUUUACUCAUACGAAGGAAAAACCAUUUAUAUGUCAGCAAUGUGGGAAAGGAUUUAUAACUAAAGGCAAACUCAAGAGGCAUCUUGAGACGCAUACCGGUCUCAAGAAAUACCAGUGUCAUAUUUGUUACAAAUUUUUCACGAGACCCAGUUAUUUGCGAAUUCAUGUACGGACGAUACAUGGGAACCAAGAUUAUAAUUUUAGGCUUGAAAAGAACUAUAGUGUUGGCUCUAUGUCGAUGAUGAGCCAAUCUAGCAUGUAGACUUGCGACUAAGUCGCAAAAGCGUGCGACUAAGUCGCAGAAACGUGCGACUAAGUCGCAAGUUUAGUGAAAUUUGUUACAGCAAAAUUUUUUGCGCUUGACUCAGUCAUAGACUUGCGACUAAGUCGCAGAAGCGUGCGACUAAGUCGCAAGUUUAGUUAAAUUUGUCGCAGCAAAAUUUUUUAGCGCUUAACUCAGUCAGUGCCUGAGGUAUGGGAGCGGCACGGGAGGGGUGA
Molecule: messenger RNA, 3794 nt
Organism: Ostrinia furnacalis (Asian corn borer)
Lineage: Eukaryota; Metazoa; Arthropoda; Insecta; Lepidoptera; Crambidae
Product: zinc finger protein 91
Exons: 18
Coding region: 250-3558 (1102 amino acids)
Biological process (GO): regulation of transcription by RNA polymerase II
Cellular component (GO): nucleus
Molecular function (GO): sequence-specific DNA binding; DNA-binding transcription factor activity, RNA polymerase II-specific
Source: RefSeq, a predicted model, not a curated record